GUAAUGGGCGGAGAAAGGGUCCAGUCCCAGGAUUGGUCGCGCAGGCGCAGGGAAGGAUCCGUUUUGGCGGGCGGUUGGCGUUGCGCAGAAGGCGGCGGCGGUGGUGUCUUGUGGUCUGGCCUCACCACAGAGGAACAGGGAAGACAUUAGCGUGAGUGAUCGGUCUCGAUUCCGGGAACCGGUGGCCUUAGUCCUUCAGGUGGAACGGUGUGCGACAUGGGAAAGAAAACCAAGCGGACAGCUGACAGUUCUUCUUCAGAGGAUGAGGAGGAGUAUGUCGUCGAGAAGGUGCUAGACAGGCGUGUAGUUAAGGGGCAAGUGGAAUAUCUACUGAAGUGGAAAGGCUUUUCUGAGGAGCACAAUACUUGGGAACCCGAGAAAAAUUUGGAUUGCCCUGAGCUAAUUUCUGAGUUUAUGAAAAAGUAUAAGAAGAUGAAGGAGGGUGAAAAUAACAAACCCAGGGAGAAGUCAGAAAGUAACAAGAGGAAAUCCAAUUUCUCGAACAAUGCUGAUGAUAUCAAAUCCAAAAAAAAGAGAGAGCAGAGCAAUGAUAUCGCUCGGGGCUUUGAGAGAGGACUGGAACCAGAAAAGAUCAUUGGGGCGACAGAUUCCUGUGGCGAUUUAAUGUUCCUAAUGAAAUGGAAAGACACAGAUGAAGCAGACCUGGUUCUUGCAAAAGAAGCUAAUGUAAAAUGUCCACAGAUUGUGAUAGCAUUUUAUGAAGAGAGACUGACAUGGCACGCAUAUCCUGAAGAUGCGGAAAACAAAGAGAAAGAAACAGCAAAGAGCUAAAGGAGGGGGUGGUCUCUGUCAUUUCUCUUUGUAUAUAAUACAUUCACCUCCCUGCCUCCUCUCCCUUCUGCCCACCCCCUUCUAUCCUAAACACAUCCAUAAAAAAUGUGCUUAUCACUGUGCUCCACAGGAGAAAUGUUGGUAUUGGUUCUCUUGUAACAUAACUGAUGGUCUGAUUCAUGAUAAGUGUCUCUCU
Neomonachus schauinslandi (Hawaiian monk seal) is the source of this 988-nucleotide messenger RNA. RefSeq names its product chromobox 5 (gene CBX5). Gene Ontology annotation, biological process: chromatin organization; negative regulation of transcription by RNA polymerase II. The coding region runs from base 217 to 792 and encodes 191 amino acids. Gene Ontology annotation, cellular component: pericentric heterochromatin; nucleus. Lineage: Eukaryota; Metazoa; Chordata; Mammalia; Carnivora; Phocidae. Gene Ontology annotation, molecular function: chromatin binding. The transcript is spliced from 5 exons. The record is from RefSeq and is a predicted model, not a curated record.